Molecule: messenger RNA, 3978 nt
Organism: Astrephomene gubernaculifera
Lineage: Eukaryota; Viridiplantae; Chlorophyta; Chlorophyceae; Chlamydomonadales; Astrephomenaceae
Source: the annotation of a GenBank genome assembly
GUCUAAUGGCUAUGAAAUCGCUAUAGCUGCUUUGUUUGUGAUCAUAGGAGCUUGGCUCUGUCGACAAUUGGGAAACAUGUCAAAGCGCCCAAAGGAUAUUGAGGCUUUUGAAAGGAAGAUUAGGCCAAUCUACGAUGCGCUCGACUCCCGCAACUGGAAGGGAGCGCUUAAGCUGUGUCAGCAGGCGCUGCAAAAGUACCCUAACAAUGAGCUGGUUAUGGUGCUCAAAGCGAUCGGCCUGGACCGGAGCGGGAAACGGGAUGAGGCGAACCAGGUAGUCGAUGAGGUGGUUGCAGCAACUCCCAUUGACGAGCAAGUGCUGCGUCUGGCCUCCAUGGUGCUCCGCGGGUCGGGGCGGCUGUCCGACAUCACCCGCAUGUACGAAGCUGCGGCGGCAGCGGCGGCAGCAAGCGGCGGCAGCGGCUCAGCCCAGCAGGCGCUGGUGCUGCUGCAUGAGGUCUUUGGGGCGCAUGUCAGGGAGUCGAACUUUGUGAAGCAGCAGCAGGUGGCCCUGCGCCUCAGCAAGGCUGCCGCGGGGGCGCUGGCAGCAGUGGGCGCAGCGGGUGUCAGUGGGGAGCGCUACGGCUGGUGGGUGGUGAUGAGCCUGGUGCUGCAGGCGCGGGCGGCGCUGCGGGCGCGGGCGAGGGGCGUGCCAGCCCCCGCGGGUCAGGUGCCGGCGGUUGCCAUGGAGCCGGAGAAGCUGCUGGCGCUCGCAGAGGGCAUGGUGGCGCGACAGGCCGCCAAGGACGGGCGCAUGGAGGGCUACGAGGCGCUCAUGGUGUACGUGGACGUGCUCCUAGCUCAGGGCAAGGUCGCGGAGGCUCUCUCCCUGGUGUCCGGCCCGCUGGGCGCCUCCGCACUGCGCCUGCCCGCCGAGCGGCUGCAGCUGCGGGGCGUGCUAGCAGCGCUAGCAGGGCAGCUGGGAGGGGCGGCGGAGGCGCUGCGAGAGGCGCUGGGGAUGCAGUCGGAUGACUGGGGGGCGCUGCUGCUGCUUCUGGACUGCUUGCUGCCGGGAACAGCCGCUGCGGGAGGGGAACAAAAGGGGGGUGUCAACUGCGGCGGGGCGGGUCAGAAUGCGGACGUUGCGCUGUUCCUGCCUCGCCACCCGCUUAUCCUGAUUAGCGGAGGUCUGGCGGAGCAGCUGCCGCCCCGAGGGGUGGAGGUGCCGGCGGAUGGCGGCGCUACGGAGGAGGCCUUCCUUCGGGCCGAGGCGGUGAUCAAGGAGCUGGCAGCACUUGGAGCGGAGCAGUCCGCUGCCGGCAGCAACGGUAACGGCAACGGCAACGGCAACGGCCAGCCGGGUAACGACAAGCCCAUGAUCAUGCGCGGCCCGGACCUUGCGAUGGUUGAGCUAGCCAUGCGCCGCCACCGUGCCGUACUGUGCCGUACCACCCCACCGCCCUCUCCUGACGUCAUCACCGACACUGAGGCCGCCGUCGUGGAUGCCGUACUGUCGUACUUUCGCAAGUACGGCAGCCUCGUCAGCUGUGCCGUAGACCUCCGGACCUACGUGUCGCAGCUCAGUGACGCUGCGGCGGAGCGGUUGGUGGCAGCAUUACAGGUGGAGGUAGAGGAGGCCGCUGCUGGCGCCGCCGCCUCUGGAGGCGAUAACAGCGCUAACGGCAGCAGUGGCGGCAACAAGUCGGCUGCUCUAGCGGUUCUGCGGAGGCGCGUUUGCGUCGCGCAGAUCCGAGACGACUGCGGGCUGCCGCGGCUGGACAGUACGACAGCCGGGGUGCAGCUAAGCCGUGAGUUCUUAGAACUUUACUGCACCGCAAGGCCGCUGCAGGAGGGCUUGGACGAGCGCGAGCGUGGCGCCGCCGACGAGCUGCCUGUCCUCGCCGCCGCCGCCCUCGUCACCUCCGCCACCCUAGCGGCACCCUCCGACGCCGCCGCUGCCGUACCGUACCUUCUGGCGGCGUACGGCGCCCUUUCCGACGCUGUACGACACCGUCCGUACGGCGCCGGCAUGCGCAUCAGCGCAGCGGCGCUGGCAACGCUGCUGGCGGCACCGGCCGCCGCCGCCGGCCACCUCUACAAACUGGACAUAAAGCACAUCCAGCUCGAUUCCUUGGGCGGGCACUUGCUGCUGCCGCCGCUGCUGGCAUGGCCCGUCGGCGGUAGCGAUGCUGCCUCUGUUGCGAGCGGCCAGUCUUCCGCUUCCUCCUCCGCCCAGGUGUCCCUGCAUCGCGCGCUGCGGGACACACGUGCGCUGUUCGAGGACCAUGCGAGGGACGCGGGGGAGACGCUGUUCACCGCCUACAACCACGGCAUGUACACCAAGAUCCUUGAAUUCAACGCUUUCCGGGAGCGGCUGGCAGCGGCUCACACCCUGGCUGUGGUGCGCAGCGAGGAGGUGCUCGGGGACUGCCUCAACAGUCUCAGGAGCGGGGCAGGAGGAGCAGCAGCAGGGGCGGCAGCUGGUACCGGCAGCAGUACUGCUGCCGGAGGUGGUAGUGGUGCCGCUGCAGGAGCAGAUAGCUCGGCCGGAGGGGGGGAUGCGCUGCAUGCAGCUGCAGCUGCCGUGGCCGCCGGGACGCAGCGGAUGGGGGAGAUGCCGACCGAGGGCUCCCUGCGCUUCAACUGGGACCUCUCCACACGGCCCACCUGGCUGCCCCCCUGUGCGGCCAGCCCCAGCCUUCAGCCGCUGGAGUGGUGGAGGAGCAGGGCCAGCGGGGAGACCCGGGGGCAGGGCUACGGCAGGUGCUGGUGGUCCGCCACCAGUGCAGCGGAGGCUACCUGCCCCGCUGCCGCCGCCUGGCGAGCCGCCCUCACCUCCGCCACCGCACAUCGUUGGCUGCUGUCGCACUGCGUCGCCGGUACGGCAGGGGCGGGGCAGCCGGGGUCGGCAGCAGCGGGUCCAGCAGGGCCGGCUGUGAGCGGCAGCGCCAGUGGCAGCGACCAGCGGCUGGCCGGGACGGGACAGUUGCUCGCGCUGAAGGAGGCGGUAGAGCGGUUGCGGGCGUUGCAGCCGUCGGAGGAGGGUGCGGGCGAGGAGGAGGGCACAGCGUCGCGGCCGGGGUGGAUGCUGCCGGGCAGUUUGGAGUUGAGGAGGUUGGAUGUGAGGUUGUACGAAACCGUGUUGGCGGUGCAGGAAUGCCUUGCGCCAACAGCAGCGUCAGCUCCCGCCGCUUCCACAGCCACCAUGGACGCCGCCGCCGCGACCCGCGCCGCCACCAACCUGACAGCGCUGACGGCUGCAGCACGCGCCGCUGUAGACGCGGCGGCGACGGAAAUUACAGUUGCUGCAGAGGCGGCCGCGGCUUGGGGUGGCGUGCUGCCCGGCGGGGCAUUGUGCCUGCUAUCGCAUUUGCUGCGGGAGCCGCUGGCGGUGCUUGCCGCGUGCUUGCAGUCCUGGCAAGCCAGUCUCAAGGCGCUUCGGAAGCGCAGGACGAAGGCGGGCGCGCAGCUGGAGGAGGGGGCGGCGGCGCUAGGAGAGGCGCUGACGGCGGCGGCGGCCGAGCUGGCGGCAGCGGCGCGCGCAGCCGGAGAGGCGCUGGCGGCGGCGACGGGCAAGGGGGAGCCGGCAGCGGCUGCGGCGCAGGCGGUCCGGUACCUAGGGGAGCAGGGUCACGCGCCCACCUGCCUUUCGGACGCUGCUACCUCCGCUCUGGAAGCCCUCGUACGGGAGCAGCGGAAUACGGUGGCAACGCUCGCCGUACACGCUACAGCGCUAACGGCGGCGCUUACGUAAUGCGGACCGCCGUACAGGCUCAAAGCCGCUGGAACUGAUGGCGCAGUUAUUUGUCUCAUGCGAUGCAAUGAAAUCUGCUAGCGGAGUGGUGGGGUUUGAAUUUUGGGGCAGUUUGAAUUUAACGGUUAGAUGCACUGGGUGGCGUGGUAUCGGUGCCGGCGAGGGAACAUGGUGAUGACAGCGCUGAGGGGGGUGUAGUUUCAGCUCGAGAUGUGGCAACCGGAAAACAUGCUGGGAAGCGAGUUUCACGACCUUAGCACUGAUGCGGGUGGACUGCAGGCAGG